Molecule: messenger RNA, 1390 nt
Organism: Paramisgurnus dabryanus
Lineage: Eukaryota; Metazoa; Chordata; Actinopteri; Cypriniformes; Cobitidae
Product: asialoglycoprotein receptor 2-like
Source: RefSeq, a predicted model, not a curated record
UCCAUGACGGCAAAGUUUCAGUUCUCAGAAAAUAUGACUGUGGCACAGAAAAUCCGGAAUUAAAAUAAGGGUGUGGCUUUAGACAGGCAGCCAGGGGCAAACAAUGACUCAGAGGACUUCUGUUGGCAAAAAGCAAUAAAUAAAUGUUUAUAUUAUCUUUUUCAACAAACCUAUAAAAAAUAUUUUUAAAAGUGAGUUUUUAUGUAGGAGAAUAAAAUAAAUUGUUUUUAGGCCUUGCGUCUUGCCUACCGUGUUCAUGGUGUCAUCCAACAGGAUGUCUGUGCUGGAAUGGGAGGUCUAAUGGGAUGGCUUCUCUGUGUCUGGGACUACUCUGUGUUCUUCUGCUGGCCUGCAUCAUUACACAACACCUCAUAUACUAUUCAGGACACAAACAGCUAGAAAGCGUUCAAAAUCUGACCUUACAAAGAGACAAUUUACUUAAAGGUCUCUCAGAAGUGGAUGAAAAAAUACAAAAGGGCUGGUGGUACUACAACACGAGUGUUUACUACAUUUCUGAAUUGAAUGUGAGGAUGAAGUGGACUGAGAGCAGACAAAACUGUAAAAUGAGAGGUGCAGAUCUGGUGAUCAUAAACAGCUGGGCAGAGCAGAAAUUUAUUGAAAAAUUAUCCAAUACAUUUCAAAUGGAUGUGUGGAUUGGAUUGACGGACAGAGAUCAUUUAGGAGUGUGGAAGUGGGUGGAUGGUUUUUCACUGACCUCUGGGUUCUGGGGUCCAAACCAACCUAGUACUGAGGGGUCUGAACUCUGUGUUGUUCAGCAAAAAAAUAUUAAAACACAACCUGGGAUGAUCACAGGACAAUCAUGGAAAACCUCUUGGUGCACUUACAAUUUCAAUUUCAUUUGUGAGAAGAACAUUUUUCAAUGACUUUUGCUUGGGAUUUUUUGUCCACUGUUUUACUGUUUUAUUUCUACAGAGCAAGCAUGUUUAUCCUUUUGUUAAUUGUCAUCUAAGGAAAAUCACAUCAAAUUAUAAAAAAAACACAUAAAACUGGCAAGACAUUCCUAAAUAUAUAAGACUGUGAUCCAUGACAAUCAAACUCCCAAAAGUAUGUCAUACUGUAGCACACUAUGCUACAGGAAAUGUUACAAAAGUUGUUUUGGCUUGUAUCCAAAGCAUAAUGUAAACCUAAACUAGUGGACACUUGUUUGAUGGUUAUGUUAGGCAUAUGCAGUUUGAACAGACAUGAUUGCCUACUACCAAUAAACUGGAUGACAUUGUAAAGAAAUGAGGUUUCUUAUCUGAAAGUGCUUUAACUUCCACUACUGUUCCGUUCUUGACUCCACCUAACUAAAAAUGAAAAGUGAAACCAUUGCAAUAUACUGUAUAAAAGGAAAUGCAUUUUUAAGAGGGUCAUUUAGUGCCAAACUUUC